UUCAUUUGGAUCUCUAAUGUCGUGCCUGGUGUGUCACCAACAGGAUGUGGUUUGAGCCUGAUUGUACCGUACUAUCUUGUAAAGUGAUGUUUCGAUGAUUUGACCUCUGAAGUCCAAAGAUUGUGGAUGCAAACUAGUCUUGGCUGCAUUGGUUUUUUACAUUCUUCAAGACCAAAAAGAAAAGAAAAGAAGGAAAUUCCUGUGUGCAAACUUCUUCAGUUCCAUCCACGAGUUGCUCUGUUGAUGAUUUCUGUUAUGUGGCUUUCUAAUGAUGUUAGACCCCAUCAGUUGCCGUGUCAACAAAAUGUAGAUAUCACUUCUUAUCUGCUUAGCAACUAAGGAAUUGUUGAGACUGCAUCUGGGGCCUGACGCUAUUCAGAAUAUUCUUUCAGCCAUCAUGUCCUUAAUCACUUGACACACAGUCCCAAUGAUUUUCUCUUCACAAUUUGUCGGUGUAUUUCUGUGAUAGCAACAGUAGGAGCCAAACUUAAACAAUUCCAGUGGUCCCAGGAGACCCAGUGGUUACAGAUAGCCACAAGUCCAGCUAGCCCAAAUAACAUCCACUAUCUGGUGUACCGUGUUCUUCUCUAUGCUCCAGAAGAUCAGAAUUGGUGGGCUUGUAUGCAGCACCAAGCAGGAACUCAAGAAGGAUGCCUGGCAGCAUCCAAAUCUCAGCCACUCAACCACCAGCCACCACUCCGUUGUUCUUGCAAGUUGCUGUGGGCAAAAGAGAAUACAGUGGAAACGUAGAACAAGAUGAUUUAUCUUUCCCAGUUACAUCACUUCGAGAGAGCAUGGUAAUAAUGCUGUACAAUGCAGACAGGGAAUUGAUAUCAAAAGCAGAGCUGAAGACUAAAGAGAUUGUUGAGUCAGGAACUAUGGAUGUAGUAUUUACUCUUGAUAGUGGAGGAAAAGUCAUUCUUCAGUUGCAGUUCUUACUCAAUGAUGAUGACCGCAAGCGGAUCCAAGAAAUGAGAAACUCUGCAAUGAAAAGAAAACAGCAAGAGCUGCUUGGGGAUGGCUAUGAACUCAAUUUUCCAGACAGCCCAUUGUCUAAACAGCUUAUAGAGAAGAUCUCCAACAUUCAAAACAAAGGAGAUCAACCUAAGCUUCGGAAGAGUAUGUCGCUGGAUGAUUUGCAAGAGAGAGCGGUCUACUCUGGAAUAAGUGUGGAUCCACGCAUGAAGGCCUCAAGAGACUUGUUACUGCAAAGUGGUGGUAGAAACACUUCAAGGUUUGAAGAUCCCAAUGGCUCCAAGAAAGGGCACGGUAAACCCGAGAGUAGAUCAAGCAGUUCAGUGAAGAAGAUGAUAAGCUCCUUCGAAGGCACCUCUUCUCAGGGUAAUUUGAGCUCAGAGACUGGUGCAUCAUCACUGACCGCUUCAGGCCUUACAGAGGCAGGCAAAGCAAUCGUCCCUUUUGAUGAUAAAGGAUCAAAUUACAGGUCAGGAAAGCAUGUUUUGUUGCACCAUAAAAAACAAAAUGCACCUGGACAAACUGGGGUGGCAAAUGCAUAUGAAAGCAGGAGCCGUAGGUCCAGUAGCCGUGGUGGUGCAAGCAAGCAGAACAUGAGAGAAAAUGACUUGAGCCGAAGCAAGAGGAGAUCAUCCCAAGCAAAGCAUCGCCGCUCCAUCGGUCCCUAUUCCCUUGCGCAGUUGCAUUCGAUGGGUCCCUCCAGAACCAGAAGCUAUCUUGAGUGUCCGUUGAACUAUUUGGUUGCAAGCUCAAGCACCUGGAUACACCCACAUGUUUGUGUAACUACUGCAAGCAGGCAGCUGAAGGACCUCCUUGAGCUUGAGCAUUUGAAGUCACUAGAGCAUGUCGAUAAGAGUCCGAGUGUCGGGGAAGACAUCGGAGAGCAGAGCACAAGCGACGAUGGAUCGACUGCCUCUGCUCAAAGUGGUGGUGGUUUCCUCGUGCUGAAUGGGUGGUUGAUAAAUCAGGGAGUGCGUGCUGCGAUCGUGAUAAUAGCUUGCGGGGUUAUGUUCCUGAACAACAGGUGAAGAUCCGCGGCAGUGUCAGUGUUAUUGGUUUUUUGCUGUACAACCUGCUGUAGUGUAGUUGCUGGUGGAACGUCUGAUCUACUUACUGCUGACUUGUGUGCUUGAUAUAUAUAGUAUGUAUAAUAUAUCUGGUGCUCCUGCUCUUUGAUGUUUGUUAC
Messenger RNA from Phragmites australis (common reed), 2161 nucleotides. RefSeq lists its product as uncharacterized. The coding region runs from base 651 to 2003 and encodes 450 amino acids. The record is from RefSeq and is a predicted model, not a curated record. The transcript is spliced from 10 exons. Lineage: Eukaryota; Viridiplantae; Streptophyta; Magnoliopsida; Poales; Poaceae.